Messenger RNA from Lactuca virosa, 1857 nucleotides. NCBI's taxonomy places the organism in Eukaryota, Viridiplantae, Streptophyta, Magnoliopsida, Asterales, Asteraceae. The record is from the annotation of a GenBank genome assembly.
AUGACUUCACCUUGCAUCAAGGAAGUCUCUAGAGCCUGUUUCAGACGUUGCUGCCCGACUCAAAUACUCGGGCUGCCCGAGAAACAGAGUCCAGAACAAACGAUUUCACCUUCCAGGUAUGAUUUCAUUGCUGCAACAGCCUUUUCGCUUCCUCCAAAUGCUCAAUUCACUAACCAUGAAUCAUUACCCGACCUCGAACGAUCGUUUUCCACCAUGAAAAAAGCUUACCCUCACUACCCGGAGACUGACCGAGCUGACCGAAUCCGGAGUGACGAAUUCUAUCACCUCUCGAACAAUAACCAUGUAUGUCUUGAUUACAUUGGUCAUGGGUUGUUUUCGUAUUCGCAACAGUUACAUUCCAAUGCGCCUUUUUUCAAUAUUAUAUACAAAUCAGUGAAUUUGUAUGCACAGAUUACGCAUGGUGGUCAAGAACAGGAAUUUGAAUCGGUUAUUAAAGAAAGGAUUUUUAGGUUUAUGAAUAUUUCUUCGGAUGAUUAUUCUUUGGUUUUUACAGCUAACCAGUCAUCAGCAUUCAAAGUGUUGGCAGAUAAUUACCCUUUUCAUACAAAUCGUAAUCUUUUGACUGUAUAUGACCAUGAAAAUGAAGCUGUGGAAACCAUGAUUGAGAGUUGUAAGAAAAGGUCAGGGCGAGUUGACUCGGCCCUGUUCUCGUGGCCUAACAUGAGAAUCCAAUCGAAAAGACUCAGGAAAUCGGUUUCGGUUGUGGAUAAAAACAAAAAGAAAAAGAAAAAAAAGGGACUUUUCGUUUUCCCGCUUCAAUCUAAAGUUACGGGAACACGAUACUCGUAUCUAUGGAUGAGUUUAGCUCAAGAAAACGGGUGGCAUGUUUGUCUUGAUGCCAAUGCAUUUGGAGCAAAAGACAUGGAGACAUUAGGACUCUCUCUUUUCCACCCAGAUUUCUUAAUCUGUUCAUUUUACAAGAUUUUUGGAGAAAACCCAUCUGGAUUCGGGUGUCUUUUUGUUAAAAAAACAAGAUCAACGAUUCUCAAUAACUCAUCUACAACCACAGGAUUGGUUAACAUUGUUCAAGCUUCUAACCGCCCUCUGUUUCUCCAACAAUCCGGGAGUCUCAAUACAUACGGAAAACGAGAAGACAUAGCCAUGGCAAGCUCAAGCUCCACCUCCAGCUCAUCACUCUCCAAUCAAGAAACCUUCGAAAUACAAGAAAUCAAAGGAAUUAAUAAAGAAAAGACGGAAUUGUCCCUUUCUGAUCUCUGGAAACUGGAUAAAUCCGUUGACAAAAACGAAGCAAGCACCAGUGGGGUUACCUCAGAUAUCGAGUUUCGUGGGUUAGAUCAUGCAGACUCGUUAGGUUUGAUAUUGAUAAGUACGAGGGUAAGGUACCUGGUCAACUGGCUGGUCAAUGCAUUCGGUAGUCUUCACCAUCCACAUUCGGAAGACGGGGUGCCUUUGGUUAGGGUUUAUGGGCCAAAAGUGAGGGUGGAUAGAGGUCCUGUGGUGGCUUUUAAUGUGUUUGAUUGGAAAGGAGAAAAGGUUGAACCUACACUUGUGCAGAAGUUAGCAGAUAGACAUAACAUUUCUCUUACUUAUGCGACUUUAAAACAUGUUAGUUUUGUGGACAAGAAUUGUGAAGAAAAGGAAAGAUUAGUAGAGGUAAAAGGCAUUGAGAAUGAAGGGCGUAAUAGUCCGAUGAACAAAAGGAAAGAGAAGAUAGAGAUAGGGAUACCUGUGAUCAUGGCUACAGUUGGGUUUUUGACAAAUUUUGAAGAUGUUUAUAGAGUGUGGGUGUUCGUUUCAAGGUUCUUGGAUGCAGAUUUUGUGGAGAAAGAAAGGUGGAGAUAUAUGGCGCUUAAUCGGACAACUGUUGAGGUUUAG